Vicia villosa (hairy vetch) is the source of this 2096-nucleotide messenger RNA. Its product is annotated as long chain base biosynthesis protein 2a. NCBI's taxonomy places the organism in Eukaryota, Viridiplantae, Streptophyta, Magnoliopsida, Fabales, Fabaceae. Bases 224 to 1693 code for a protein of 489 amino acids. The transcript is spliced from 12 exons. Gene Ontology annotation, molecular function: pyridoxal phosphate binding; serine C-palmitoyltransferase activity. Gene Ontology annotation, cellular component: serine palmitoyltransferase complex. The record is from RefSeq and is a predicted model, not a curated record. Gene Ontology annotation, biological process: sphingosine biosynthetic process; ceramide biosynthetic process.
AAUCUUCAUUCCAGCCAUACACACAGAAACAUACACGUUGUUCGUUCUUUCUUUUUAAUUUUAUUUUUGGAACCACCGUUUCUCUCUCUACAAUUUCCCUUCACCUUCAUCCCUUCCAUCCACCAAAAACGAUAGAGAGAGAAAGUGUCCGCGAACGAGAUUCGGGUUCGGAUCUCCGAUCCCUCACCGUUCCGUUCCCUACAUCCUUCUCUCGCCGCCGAAAAUGAUAGCCAUUCCGUAUCUCACUGCACUCACAACCUAUUUCAGUUACGGUUUGCUCUUCGCUUUCGGUCAAUUCAGAGAUUUCUUCAGAAAAAUCUUCGACUGGUGCAGCUCCAAUAAUCUUCAGGGUUAUGCACCGAUCUGUUUAGGACUUGAAGAUUUUUAUAUUCGCCGGUUAUACCUCCGAAUUCAGGACUGUUUUGGGAGACCAAUAUCAAGUGCUCCCGAUGCUUGGUUUGAUGUAGUCGAACGCCACUCCAAUGAUAAUAACAAGACAUUAAAACGAACCGAUAAAGUAAGUAGAUGUCUUAACUUGGGAUCAUAUAACUAUCUUGGUUUUGCUGCGGCUGAUGAAUACUGCACUCCUCGAGUAAUUGAUACAUUGAAGAAGUAUUCUCCAAGCACUUGCAGUACCCGGGUGGAUGGGGGCACGACUGCACUUCACAAUGAAUUGGAGGAAUGUGUAGCUAGUUUUGUUAAAAAGCCAGCUGCUUUGGUUUUUGGAAUGGGCUAUGUGACUAACUCUGCUAUUCUUCCGGUCUUGAUGGGGAAGGGAAGUUUGAUUAUUAGUGAUUCACUGAACCACAACUCAAUUGUUAAUGGUGCACGGGGAUCAGGAGCAACUAUUCGUGUUUUUCAACACAACGUGCCAGCACAUCUAGAAGAAGUUUUACGAGAACAAAUUGCUGAUGGACAGCCAAGAACACACAGACCUUGGAAGAAGAUAAUGGUUGUUGUGGAGGGGAUAUACAGUAUGGAAGGAGAGCUUUGCAAACUUCCAGAGAUAAUAGCUAUAUGCAAAAAAUUUAAGGUUUAUACAUAUUUGGAUGAAGCUCACAGUAUUGGGGCCGUGGGCAAGUCGGGAAGGGGAGUUUGUGAGCUCUUGGGUGUGGAUACUGCUGAUAUUGAUAUUAUGAUGGGAACAUUCACCAAAUCAUUUGGAUCAUGUGGAGGUUAUAUUGCAGGAUCUAAGGAACUUAUCAAAUACUUGAAGUACACUUGCCCCGCACAUCUUUAUGCAACUUCAAUUUCACCCCCAGCUGCUCAACAAAUAAUAUCAUCCAUAAAAGUUAUUCUUGGAGAGGAUGGUUCAAGUCGAGGUGCCCAAAAACUUGCACAAAUUCGAGAGAAUAGCAAUUUUUUCAGGUCAGAACUGCAGAAGAUGGGAUUUGAGGUUCUCGGGGAUAACGAUUCUCCUGUUAUGCCAAUCAUGCUUUACAACCCAGCCAAAAUCCCUGCUUUCUCAAGGGAGUGCCUCAGACAAAAUAUUGCUGUUGUGACUGUUGCAUUUCCAGCAACCCCAUUGCUACUGGCUAGAGCACGCAUAUGCAUAUCAGCUUCUCAUUCAAGGGAAGAUCUUACACAUGCCUUGAAGGUUAUUAGCAAUGUAGGGGAUCUAGUUGGCAUAAAAUACUUCCCUGCUGAACCAGUGAAGCAGCAACAAGGUGAUAAAAUUGUGAAGUUUGAUUGAGAGUGAAAGUCAAAGAAGAAAGAGGAACAAAAACUUGUGAAGAUAGAAGUGUAGUUAUUGUAAGGCAUUUUUGUUUCCAUGGUGGUUUCAAACUAACUGGGCAUGUAUAAAUCUGUUGCCAUCCAUCUUCAUGAUUAAGGUCUUGGCUUAAAGCAUCAGAUCCAUAUAAUCUUUUGUUUUCACAUGUAAGUCAUGUCUCAAGGAGGGAAGUUUCUGUUUACUUAUUUUGCCCAGUCGUUAGAUGAUGUGUAUAGUUGCAGUUUGGUUAUUAUUUAUUUGAAACUGACUUCUGUUUGAAAUUGUAAUCAAAUUGUAAAAUUGAAUUGUCAAAAGAAAGUAGAGCAUCUUGUAUUGUAAUUUGUUUGAAAUUUUAAGCCGAAUACAAGCUGAAAAGUCUCAAUAA